AUGGAUUUGUUAGGUGCACAGAUUUUUGAUGAACUGGAAUUGUCAAAAAAGCCCUUGUCUGUUGAUUACCUGUGCAGAAAGUGUAAAAAGCCAGAAAAACAGAUUGAGGAAUCUUUAGAGAAUCUUAAGGCUAUUGGCCUGGUUAGCUCUGAUCAUCAGGGAUACUGGGUUUUAUAUAGUGAUAAUAUAUACACAGCAGAUGAUCUUUCUCUGGAUGCAGAGCAGUUUGACUCACUGCCAAGACAUACUGACCCACCAAGACAAAAUGAAACAUUACCAAAAGUGCCAACAGAGGCUGAGACAGAACUAAAAGUUCUAAAUCAGGCCAGUAACUCACCCAUUGAUUCAAGCUCAUGUCACACUAUUCCAAAAGUGCCAAGUAAUUCUGCAUCAAAUGCAGAAUGUAGCCCUUCCCAUAGUCCCUUGAGAGGUGUGUAUAAUGUUUCUCAAACAUCUGAUACUACAAAACCCAAAGUGCCAAGCAGAGAGAGAUCUGAGGCCAAUUGCUCGUCAACACCAGUUAUAGAAGAGGUCACAUUAUCUGGAUCAGAGGAAGAAGAUUUGUCAAGAAAGCUAGAGGCAACCUCUUUAAAAGAACCUGUUAACCAAUCAACUGCAGAUGGUGUAGUUGUUCCUUGUAAAAGUAGGCAACCUGCCAGACAGAAUUCUGACCAGACAACUAGCAUGGUUGUUGGAGGAUGUCAGAUUGAGACUUCUGGUUCAGUGAAAUCAUGGCAACUGUCAAGAGUAGACCCCGCUAUUAAACAACCUAAAGAUAUAAUUGUUUCAAUUAUUCAACACUUUCAAUCAACACAUUCAAAUGGAGAGAAAACACUUGAUGUUGCCAAGAAAUGCAUUGGUAAAAAUGCCUCAAAAAAAGAUAUAAAUAGAUAUCUUCACAGCCUUAAUAAAGUUGGAGUUCUUCAAGUCGAAUAUCAGAAUAAGCAGAAAAACUCAGAUCCUCGCUGGAGGGCCACACAGAAAAUUCAUGACAUAUCAGAUGAGAAAAUCGAAGAAAUAUCAGCAGAAUUGAGCACUUCAAAGAAUUCAAGAUCAGAUCAGAUUGCUAGACUUCCAUCAAAUGGUGAGCAGACAGGAAACUCCUCUCCAUGUAGCCCUGGUUGCCUGCACCUACAUCAACAUCACCAUCACCACAGGCAUGAACACCACACCGUGGUCCAGGUGGGAGAGGGAAAUAAGAUGCGCGCGCAUGUCAAUGUGUCAGAUAUUGAAAGUUAGAGGGAGAGAGAAACAGAGGAGGAAAUUUACAUCAGGCAUUGAGAAUGAUGUACUGUUACUUAUCCUUAUAUCAUAGGAGACUUAAAACGUCUUUAUUUUGUCAAAAAAAGAGUGAAUUUUACUGUAUUUAGGAAUGAAAACCUGAGAAUUUGGCAUUACUAACAACAUGUGGUAAAUGGUAGGAUUGUUAUCAAGGUUCAGUCCAGGUUGUACGGGGAUUUACUCUGCCUUGUAUUCCAUACACCCUCAGGCCAUAGGGUGUAUAGAAGACAAACUGGGUAAAUCCCCGUACACCCUUGAUUGAACCUGGAAUUUAUUUCCUAUUUCACUCAAUAAAAUCAAUGUAAACCUCUGUUUCAAACUGUCGUGCAAUAAUGUCAUUUGCUUUUUGUGAUAGAGAAACUAUGCAUUGUGUCAUCACAUUAUUUACCCCCGCCUCAAGCUCAGAAAUUUACACCCAGCUUGCAAGCCAAUCAAUUCUCGCGUUACAAGCUAGAUAGGAAAUAAAGUAAAUUAUUCAGGUUUUUGAAGUCUUUAAUAUAGAAUCAAACAUGGAAGAUCUUUGUGCAUAUUUAAGAUAAUUUUGUAAAUGUUAGAUAAUAUAUUGUAGUUUCUUGUAUGAUUUAUUUUAGAAAUGUUGACACUGAUUGAAGGAUGUUA
Molecule: messenger RNA, 1899 nt
Organism: Saccostrea echinata
Lineage: Eukaryota; Metazoa; Mollusca; Bivalvia; Ostreida; Ostreidae
Exons: 10
Coding region: 1-1239 (412 amino acids)
Source: RefSeq, a predicted model, not a curated record